Molecule: messenger RNA, 1234 nt
Organism: Dipodomys ordii (Ord's kangaroo rat)
Lineage: Eukaryota; Metazoa; Chordata; Mammalia; Rodentia; Heteromyidae
Gene: Tusc1
Product: tumor suppressor candidate 1
Exons: 2
Coding region: 1-609 (202 amino acids)
Source: RefSeq, a predicted model, not a curated record
AUGUGUUUCAUUUCCAAGAACAGGCGCAGUCCCCACCGCACCCUCGUGUGUGACCGACCCGGAUUUUACCCUUGGAUGACCAGCGGGGGAGGCCGCCACGUCCCGGGGGCUGCGUGGCGAGGCCGCGCGGGGGGCUCCCGCCAGCAGCUAGAGGAGCGCUUCGCCGACCUGGCGGCCAGCCACCUGGAGGCCAUCCGCGCGCGGGACGAGCGGGACCGGCAGAACGCGCGACUGCGCGAAGAGAACGCCCGGCUGCGGCUGGAGAACCGCAGGCUGAAGCGCGAGAACCGCAGCCUCUUCCGUCAGGCGCUACGGCUCCCCGGCGAGGCUGGCGACUGCCCGCCCGCCGAGGCGCCGGCAGGCCCGGAGGACGCGGGCGCGAACCGGCGGUCGAGGGGCUGCGGCGGCCAGGACGAGGAGCCCGGCAGCCCCAGGGCCUUGAGGGCGCGGCUCGAGAAGCUGGAGGCCAUGUACCGCCGGGCCCUGCUGCAGCUACACGUCCAGCAGCAGGCGCGGCCCCCGCGCGGGGACCAGGACGAGCCGCCUCCGCGGGACCCCGAGGCCCACCUCCAUGCUGGGGACCCAGAACCCGCGGGGCCUUGGCUGUAGCCCGGGAGCGCGUCCUGGGGGCGUGGCCUGGAGGCGGGGCGCGAGCAGGCCCCGCCCUCUGCGCGCAGAACCUGGCUGCCCUCAGCCUAGGAAAAUCAGGGCUCUGUGUCCGCCCCGCCCACUGGCCUGCGGGCCCCGCCCACCGACGCUUCCUGGUGCAUCUUCAUUUCUGGAGCACCCAUGUAUGUGGUGCUGUACAGUCCAGAGGCCCUCAUGAUACCAGGGUGGGUUUCACAACGGGAAGAGCUGGCUCCCUGUGGGCACUUCCUCCGUUUUCAACUUUCCUAAGUGUUGUGAGGACUGCUUUAUCUUCGUUUUCUCUAGUUUUGACUCUUUGAGAAGUGAGUUGCUCCAGUGUAUUGAACGUUCUGAAGUUCCUCCAGUGAUCUCCUGUGUGGCAUGGCGGACACUUUGCGUAUUUGUUUUUUUAUAGAUUGGUAUUAAUUGGAUGUCCAAUGAAGUGUCUGUCUUUCUUUUACAAAGAUCAUUUAUAACUUAUGAUGACCCAUAACUCCAGUGCACACCCUAUACAUACACACUGAUUUGUCAAUGGAGAAUUUUUAAUGAUUCUGCUUAUAUGUUAUUAUUUUGAACGGGUGAAUAAAAUCUGGUGCGUCAAAAGUAA